AUGGGUAACCUACCUGCAGCCAGGGUCACGGAAUCUCGGCCAUUCACCAAUGUGGGAGUUGAUUACUGCGGACCCUUCUUCAUAAAAGAAAGAAAACAUAGAAACCUCAAUCGGGUUAAGGUUUAUGUUGCAGUUUUCGUCUGCCUCGCCGUAAAGGCGGUCCAUUUGGAGCUCGUCAGCGAAUUAACAACUGAGGCUUUCUUGGCGGCCCUCAGACGGUUUAUCGCUAGAAGAGGAUUUUGUACGGACCUGUAUUCGGACAACGGUUCCAACUUCGUCGGGGCAAACAACGAGUUACGUGAACUGCGCUCACUACUACAAUCUGACGAUCAUCGCGAGAAGGUCACCACCUUUCUCGCAGAACGCGCAAUCAACUGGAACUUCAUCCCUCCAUUGACACCUCACUUUGGAGGAUUGUGGGAAGCUGCGGUGAAGUCAUUCAAAUAUCAUUUGAAGCGCGUCGCAGGAACCGAAUUGUUCACCUUUGAAAACUUCAACACCCUAAUUAUUGAAAUUGAAUCCAUAUUGAACUCUCGUCCACUCACUCCAAUUUCAUCAGAUCCAAAUGACCUCCUGGUUCUCACACCUGCUCAUUUCUUGAUCGGUGACUCUUUGACCAGUUUGCGGGAGAGAAAUUUCAGAGACACUCCAUCGAACCGCCUGUCCAGUUGGCAACACGUCCAGAAGGUGAAGCAACACUUCUGGACCAGAUGGCACCGAGAGUGUCUCAACGAGUUGACCACCCGCAGCAAAUGGACAACAGGAGGCCACGCAAUAAGGGAAGGUACCAUCGUGCUGCUCAGGGAGGACAACAUUCCCUCUCUGCACUGGCCACUGGGCCGAGUCGUCAAGGUCCAUUCCGGUUCCGACGGCAUCAUUCGAGCCGCCACCAUAAAAACGGCCAAGGGUACGCUAGAUCGAAGCGUAAAACGACUCGUUCCCUUGCCCGUCCAGACAGACCAGGAUGAGCAGAUUAUGGACUCUCAUUAA
This is a messenger RNA of Osmia lignaria (orchard mason bee), 990 nucleotides long. RefSeq lists its product as uncharacterized. Gene Ontology annotation, molecular function: nucleic acid binding. NCBI's taxonomy places the organism in Eukaryota, Metazoa, Arthropoda, Insecta, Hymenoptera, Megachilidae. The record is from RefSeq and is a predicted model, not a curated record. Gene Ontology annotation, biological process: DNA integration.